This is a messenger RNA of Nilaparvata lugens (brown planthopper), 728 nucleotides long. RefSeq lists its product as uncharacterized. The coding region runs from base 23 to 490 and encodes 155 amino acids. The record is from RefSeq and is a predicted model, not a curated record. Lineage: Eukaryota; Metazoa; Arthropoda; Insecta; Hemiptera; Delphacidae. The transcript has 2 exons.
UAUUCAAGAAAAUAACGCGGAAAUGUUUGGAAAAAUUCACACUCUGGAGCAGAGUGUGAAUAAACUAGCAAGUGAAGUUGCAAAAAGCCACAACAAGCCGAUCUCAUUUGCUGAGGCCGUGCAACUGCCAAAGAAGAGGACCACACCUUCUACAUUGUCGAGUGCCGCCUCCACUGCUGCAGCCAGGGAGUCUCCGCCCCGGACCAAGAAGCUGUCACCCAAGGAGAAUGUGAUCAUCCUGAUGCCAGCAAAAAUAAAUGGAACGGAAAAGGAACAAAGCGGAAAAAUUCGAGAAACAAUAAAAAAGAACAUCACCCGUGAACAGAAUUUGAACAUUAAAAAAGCCGUUGAUGUCCGUGGUGGAGGUGUGCUGUUAGUGCUUCACCCAAGGGCCAAUAAAGAAAAUGUUUUGGGUGAUAAGGUCCUGCAACAUCCAAACAUAAAGCGGGGAUACAAACGAUCUCAAUCAAAGAGAUCAACUACUUUGUAAACAUGUCCGAAGGAAGAGAAGGAACGAUAAAAACAAAGUAGCUUCUCCAGGAUAGCAAUAUUAAAAAAGCUGUGGAGAAAUUGGAGAGACGAGAUGAGCCUCUCCAAUUUCUUAUCUCUAUGAGCCAUCGUUUUGGAGUGGGCAGCAUUGCCGACGAUAAUGAUGAAGAUGAAGAGGCAGCCGUGGAGCAUGACUUAGUGUCUCUUGGAAACUUGGAAGGUAAAUUUGAAUUAUUUGA